Plasmodium knowlesi strain H is the source of this 2121-nucleotide messenger RNA. Its product is annotated as plasmepsin IX, putative. Lineage: Eukaryota; Apicomplexa; Aconoidasida; Haemosporida; Plasmodiidae. Gene Ontology annotation, molecular function: aspartic-type endopeptidase activity. The record is from RefSeq and is a predicted model, not a curated record. The transcript has 8 exons. Gene Ontology annotation, biological process: proteolysis. The coding region runs from base 1 to 2121 and encodes 706 amino acids.
AUGCCCCCCCACCGUUUCCAAAAACUGGGGAACAGGCUCCUCUCGACCUUGUUAAUUCACCCCAAGGCAUCCCUGCUGUUUGUAGUACAUCUUUUCCUUUUUAGACAAGGCACCUGCUUACGGCCUAGUGGAAGCAACACAUUCGCAACUGACCUAACAUGGGAGGAAGGGAGGAAGUUAGACUUGCCAACAUGUAACACGUGUGACGCGGAUGAUGCCUGUUCCGUGUGUAUCCAUGAGAAGGGAGAGUCUGAGAAUAUAAUCCCCAUGGUGGCCAUCCCAAGCAAGCGCAAAUAUCUUCAAGAGAAAAUUGAGAAAAUAAAAUCAGAGCUUCACCAAAAUUUACCUGAGCAGAAAUGGAAGAAAAAAAAGAAAAAAGAAUCUUACAGUUUUUUUGAAGGGGAAGACGAUGACAAGGGGGAGGUGGACGAAGAAGAAGGAGAUUCCACUUCCCACGCGACGAUGGACAACCAGAUUUUCCAUCAUAACAAAGGAACCCAUUACGAAGGGGAAGACAAGCACCCCGAUGAGUUUCAAAAAUGCGCCACUUCGGAUUGUCACAUGAAUAAGGAUGCUUCUGGAAUUCCUGAUUACCUUAGGCACUUUAUGGAUGGCUCAGAGGAGAAGGCCCAGACAUCGUGGAGCAGUUGGAGCAGUGCCUUUAAAAAGAAGGAGGUUUCCUCUUCUACCGACCAAGUGACCCUACCCCUCCAGCAAUUGCAAGAUAGCCAAUACGUUGGGUAUAUCCAAAUAGGCAACCCACCGCAAACGAUCAGACCCAUAUUUGACACCGGGAGCACGAACAUCUGGGUCGUGAGCACCAAGUGCAAGGAUGACACUUGUCUGAAGGUGCACCGGUACGACUACAAGCUAUCUAAGAGCUUCCGCUACUACAAGCCGCGCACGAAUCUGGAUAUCAUGUUUGGCACGGGAAUAAUCCAAGGCGUGAUCGGUGUGGAGAACUUCCGCAUAGGACCGUUCAAGUUAUUCAACCAACCCUUCGGUCUCGUAAAGCGCGAGAAAAGGAGUGAAGCAAAGUCAAACGUCUUUGAGAGAAUUAACUUCGAAGGCAUAGUUGGGUUGGCAUUCCCAGCAAUGCUAUCGACAGGAAAAACAACCAUCUAUGAAAACCUUAUGGACACAUAUAAGCUCAGCCAUAACGAGUUCUCUAUAUAUAUAGGAAAAGACAAUAAACAUUCAGCUUUAAUUUUUGGAGGAGUGGACAGACGCUUUUUCGAGGGAGACAUUUAUAUGUUUCCAGUGGUAAAAGAAUACUACUGGGAAAUAGAAUUUGACGGACUGUACAUUGAUCAUCAGAAAUUUUGUUGUGAUUCCAGUUCCAUUGUUUACGACAUGAGAAAGAAAGAAAAAAAAAAAGGGAAAGUGCACAGAAAUUCUUUUGUGAGGAAAUACUUGAAAAAAAAAACUGACUUGAUGAAUAUGUCGAGUGUUUGGCACCACCGUCGGGAAGGCGCAGAAGUAGACUCAAAGGAGGAUCAAUCAGGGAUAGAUCUCUCUGAGGAGGAGAAAGAUGGAGAACAUUCCAUCAGGGGCGAAGUAAACACAUAUGGUGUUCAUCCGGGAAGACAUGGUAAAGGGGUACACAGCCGACAGCAGAGGCGACACAGGCGACAUGGAUGGAGAAGACACAUGAGAAGAGUCAACCACCGAGGAAAGGAUAAUAAAUUGAAGAAAAACAAAAACUACCUCAUCUUCGAUUCUGGGACAUCUUACAAUAGUGUUCCUAAGUCGGAGAUCAAGUACUUCUUCAAGAUCCUUCCUUCGAAGAAAUGUGACGACAGCAACAUAGAGGAAGUAGUGGCUAGUUACCCUAACCUGACCUACGUCAUUAACAACAUGCCCUUCACGCUGACGCCGGCGCAGUACCUUGUCCGGAAGUCCAACAUGUGCAAGCCGGCGUUCAUGGAAAUAGAAGUUUCGCCUGAAUAUGGCCACGCAUACAUUUUGGGGAAUGCGACUUUCAUGAGAUACUACUACACCGUCUACAGACGCGGAGAUGGGAACAAGAGCUCCUACGUGGGCAUUGCAAAGGCAGUGCACGCAGAAGACAAUGAGGAGUAUCUGACCAACCUGCAGAGGAAGAUGAACCAAAUGGAGUAG